AUGUGCGUACGUUGUCUUUUCUCUUUUUCCUUUUCUUUCUAUUUUUCUUCUUUCCUUGAUAUUUCUUUCAUUCUUUUGUCUUUUUCUUUCUUUGUAUCUUUUAACUUUUUUCUCGUUUUCCACAUCUUUCAUUUUUCAUGUAUCUUUCAACCUAGUUAUGUAAUCGCUUCUUUCUUUCUUUCUUUCUUUCUUUCUUUCUUUCUUUCUUUCUUUUCUUUCUUUCUUUCUUUCUUUCUUUCUUUCUUUCUUUCUUUCUUUCUUUCUUUCUUUCUUUCUCUGCACUUUGAACCUUUUCUGUUUAUCAUUUUCCCGUUUUUUCUUCUUUCUUUACACUCUGCCUUCAGCUCUUCGCUCGUUACUUUUUUCGCUACUGUUUGUCUUCUUUGUCGAUCCACCAGACUUUUCUCUAUCAUUAUCUCCUUUCAUCUUACCUUUUCUUCUUCCUGUCUCUUUUCUGAUAUUGAAUCAUCACUUUAUAUACCUCAGUGUUCUUGGCCUUCCAUUCAACUGAUUGACGUGUUCACAUACAAAAUAUCUAUCUAUCUAUCUAUCUAUCUAUCUAUCUAUCUAUCUAUCUAUCUAUCUAUCUUAUUCUGA
Molecule: messenger RNA, 597 nt
Organism: Acanthosepion pharaonis
Lineage: Eukaryota; Metazoa; Mollusca; Cephalopoda; Sepiida; Sepiidae
Source: the annotation of a GenBank genome assembly